Messenger RNA from Phialemonium atrogriseum, 360 nucleotides. RefSeq lists its product as uncharacterized. Bases 75 to 266 code for a protein of 63 amino acids. Lineage: Eukaryota; Fungi; Ascomycota; Sordariomycetes; Cephalothecales; Cephalothecaceae. The record is from RefSeq and is a predicted model, not a curated record. The transcript has a single exon.
UCGGCUUUAACUACAGGGAAGGAUCGCCUUGGACAACAUCAUGUUUACAAAGGCUAGAGACGACAAGCCAAGCCAUGGCAGACUACAACAGCGCCACGUCGAAGACCUGGGACAUCUGCAACGAGUCCACUAACCGCCGGCACAGCGGCAAGCCGGCCCCGUACAAGCUCGUGAGCAGGGAGGUACCGGGCCUGCUCCGAAGGAUGGGUCGCUGGAUGGAAGUGGGUCGGGUUUUCGAGACAUGCCGUGCAUAUGACCAGAUGUAAGGCCCCCCUCAACUUCCUUCCCAAAUGGCUCAACAACACCACCCACCACAUUUCAACUGCGUUCUAACCCUCUCCCAGACGCCGACGACCAACU